This is a messenger RNA of Paramecium pentaurelia, 1093 nucleotides long. The record is from the annotation of a GenBank genome assembly. NCBI's taxonomy places the organism in Eukaryota, Ciliophora, Oligohymenophorea, Peniculida, Parameciidae.
AUGGGAUAUUUAUUAAAGAAUAUCACUCAAUUGAAAAAUUCUCAUCCUCAAAAAUACAUAUUACUAACAAUUUUUUAUUUUUAGUUUCGUCAAAUAAAAUAAUUUCAUUUCUUUUAGACAAACCCACAUUUUUAAGAACAGGUGAUUUCAUUAAAUUGUUAACUGAUUAUCCACGAAAUUUUCUUAGCAUCUAGUAAUAUACAUAUAAAACAUUAUUUAAGUGAAUCAGAAUAUAAAAUUAAAUAUUUAAAUAAUCAACCUGAAUUAAAAAGAAAAGCUAUAUUAAAUCAUAACUAAUGUUAAGUGACAAUUAAAUACUAGACAUUAGCUCUUGAUUCAAAAGAACUUAUUUUGGUUUCUAAAGGAAAUAUUAUUGAAACUCCUUUUCUUUCAGAUACUAUUUAUUUUCAAUAUACUUUGUCAAAUAAUAUUGACAAAUUAGUUGAUAGUCCCACAUAUUCAAUAUCCUUUUAAAAAAUAGAUAAUAGUAAUCUAUAAUAAGUAGUAAUUUAAGUUAUAUAGGACUUACUGGAGACUAGAAAACAGUAUAUGAAAAUUUAAGUUUGAAAAACCUAAUAUUUACAUAAACUAUUUCAAUGAUUAAUUUUAAGGAUAAUAACUACAGAAUCAAGAAAAAUUAUUAAAGAUUUAUAGGUGUUAAAUAUGCAUCGUUUAAGCUUGUACUUAAAGUUAUGAAACAUUAUUAACAUUUCAAAUAACCUUUGAAAACACAGCUACAUUUGUUGAAUCUCUUCUCGUUUCAAUUAGUAUUUUAUUAAAAGUUAGAAUUUUUGGAUAUGAAAUGUUAAAAAAAAUUAUUACAAACUAUUCAAUUUGAUUUUAUAUAAUAUGAAGAUUGAGCUCUUAAAUUUAUAACUUUAUUGGACAAGAAAAAUUAUUUUAUUAUUAAUUCUUCUAAAUGGAAUACUUUAAUGAAACUAUCACACUAACUGAUCAAGAUCCAAUUGAUGAAAUUGAUAAUCUUUAUACAAACAAUAAUAUUUUGUAGCAUAUUCUAAGAAAAAGAAAAUAAUUGGAGUUUAUGAGUUUAAAAAUUUUAUCUUACUACAGUCAAUAACUUUUGAUUAAAUGA